Molecule: messenger RNA, 9122 nt
Organism: Hemicordylus capensis (graceful crag lizard)
Lineage: Eukaryota; Metazoa; Chordata; Lepidosauria; Squamata; Cordylidae
Gene: NEGR1
Product: neuronal growth regulator 1
Exons: 8
Coding region: 306-1409 (367 amino acids)
Cellular component (GO): neuron projection
Source: RefSeq, a predicted model, not a curated record
GCCGCUUCUCUGGCUGGCUCAUUCUCCAGCGCGCUUCCCUCCUCGCUAGAUGGUGUGCGAGACACCCGAGACUAGACACGCUCCGGACGCGGCCAGGAGCGAGAAGCGGCAAGAGAGGAGGGCAGGGGAGAAGGAGGAAGGCGGGCGGCAGGAGGCGAAACGAGGCGAGGGGAGGAAGCGAGGCGGACACUCGGCUUGCCUGGGAGCGAGGAAGGAGGCUGCUGCUACCUGCCCGCUCGCUCGCCUGCCUUGGAGGCUCGACGAGGAGCAGAAGCCGAGAGCCGGAGCGCUGCCUUCGAGCAGGCAUGGACAUGAUGCUCCUGGUCCAGGGCGCUUGUUGCUCCAACCAGUGGCUGGCCGCGGUGCUGCUGAGCCUCUGCUGCUUGCUGCCCUCCUGCCUGCCCGCCGGCCAAAGUGUGGACUUCCCUGGGACAGCUGUGGACAACCUGGUGGUCAGGAAAGGGGAGACGGCAGUGCUUAGGUGUUACUUGGAAGAUGGGGCUUCAAAAGGUGCCUGGCUGAACCGGUCAAGUAUUGUUUUUGCAGGAGAAGACAAGUGGUCAGUAGAUCCUCGAGUGUCAAUUGCAACAGCAAACAAAAGGGAAUACAGCCUCCAGAUACAGGAUGUGGAUGUGUCAGAUGAUGGUCCGUAUACUUGUUCGGUGCAGACCCAGCACACGCCUAGAACAAUGCAGAUCUACUUAACAGUAAAAGUUUCUCCAAAGAUAUUCCAUAUCUCAAAUGACAUUGUGGUGAAUGAAGGGAGCAACUUCACACUUGCUUGCUUGGCUACAGGGAAACCAGACCCAUCCAUUUCUUGGAGACAUAUCUCUCCGACAGCAAAACCAUUUGAAAGUGGACAAUAUCUGGACAUCUAUGGAAUUACAAGAGACCAAGCUGGGGAAUAUGAAUGCAGUGCUGAAAAUGAUGUAUCAGUUCCAGACGUGAAAAAAGUAAAAGUCACAGUAAACUUUGCCCCAACAAUUCAGGAAAUAAAAUCCAGUGGAGUGACGCUUGGAGGGACCGGAUACAUAAGAUGUGAAAGUGCAGGAGUUCCUCCCCCAGCCUUUGAAUGGUACAAAGGAGAAAGGAAACUGUUCAGUGGACAACAAGGGAUUGCUAUUAAAAGCUUUAGUUCAAGAUCACUUUUAAAUAUGAACAAUGUGACAGAGGAGCAUUUUGGCAAUUAUACAUGUGUCGCUACCAACAAACUAGGCACAACCAAUGCCAGCCUGCUUCUUAACCAAAUUAUUGAGCCUACUACUACUAGUCCUGUCACAAGCCCAGCUCCAACGACCCAGCUUGGGAUUACUGGAGGCGCUGAAGUUCUAUUGUCCUGCUGGUACCUUGUGUUGAUACUGUCCUCUUACACCAGCAUAAUGUACCUGAAGAACAUCGUUCUACAAUAAAUGUAAAGAACCAUGAGAGGCUUUUAAGGAUUCUUUGAAAGUGCUGAUGACUGGAUCCAAUCUGGUAGAGUUUGUUAAAAAGCGGCGUGGGAUAUAAUCAGCAGUGCUUAUAUGGGGAUGAUCGCCUUCUGUAGAAUUGCUCAUUAUGUAAAUACUUUAAUUCUACUCUCUUUUUUAUUAGCUGCAUUACCUUGUGAAGCAGUACACAUUGUCCUUUUUUUUUUAAAAGACGUGAAAGCUCUGAAAUUACUUUUAGAGGAUAUUAAUUGUGAGUUCAUGUUUGUAAUCUAUAACUUUUCAAAAGCAUUCAGUCAUGGUCUGCUGGUUUGCAGACUGUAGUUUACAUAAAAAGAACCCAAAUAUUGCAGUUAAAAAUAUGAUCUUUAAGGCUGCAAUACAAGCAUUCAUUUCCCUCUUUAAAUAAGAUUUUAUCUUCAUUUAUAAAGUUUUUUUUUUUACAAAAAGCUAAAUAAUAUUGCCUUCAAUUCAAUUCUUCAAAAAUAGAACACAUAACCUAGAUUUUCUUCUAGCAUGAUACUCCGAUUUCAAGAAUGAGCCUUGCAAUAUGACUGCACUGUGCAGUUAUGCUUUGAUUUUGAUUUUCCUGUCAGUUCAGCAUGGGUGUGCCUUCAUAAGAUACUGCUUUUCUCUUCCUCUCUGACAAAUUGGGGAUGUUUUUGGUAGAUGCUAAGCUCAAGGGUACCGAAUAUCUUCUUAAGGACAAAGGUGCUAUUGGAUGUACAAUGAAUACAACCAGUCGGGUAAAGGAACUACUCCAAACACUAAGCACAGCAAAGUAAGUAGACAGUAAUAUUUUUUUUAGUCCAGCUGUCAAGUACAACACAUAUCCCAAAUCUGUACAAAAAUAUCCGAUCUCUCUCAGAGAUUUCUAUGUGAAUGUAAAAGUUCCAUACCUGAAACUGACCAUACCUGUCAACUUGUGUGUUUUUUUUAAAGAGGUGGCUAAUUUUAUGUCAGUAAAUAUUGUACUUCCUGUUGACUUUUGGUUGACUUAUAGAUGAUAGUCCUUUUGUUUGCAAAAUCUUCGGAGUCAGAAUUCUCAUCAUACACAAUACAUUUCAAAAAACACACUUGUAUGCAUGCACACACAAAUAAUAAUAGUCACCAUUCCAAAUACUGACCUUUGCCACACAGGACAUAUUCUAACAUACUACUGCUUUUAAAACAUUUUUGCCUAAAGUCAGUUUGUCAACACAAUAAAAGAGCCCCUGGUGGCGCAGUGGUGAAACUGCUGCCCUGUAACCAGAAGGUUACAAGUUUGAUCCUGACCAGGGGCUCAAGGUUGACUCAGCCUUCCAUCCUUCCGAGGUCGGUAAAAUGAGUACCCAGAAUGUUGGGGGCAAUAUGCUAAAAUCAUUGUAAACCGCUUAGAGAGCUCUGGCUAUAAAGCGGUAUAUAAAUGUAAGUGCUAUUGCUAUUGCUAAUAAAUCAUUGUUCCUUCUCCCACACAAACAUGCAACUCAGGAAUCUCCUCAAAUGCCUGCUGUAGAUGUACGUCACGUGUCAUCCAUGUUUCCACCUAUUUGGGGCAAUCCUGUCUAUGCUCUAUUGUGACAUCAAGCCCUACAUCUUAUGGGAAAAUGCAGAUAAAUACAGCCCUUUGCUCUAGAAAGGGAAAUUUUAAAUAUCCUAUAAGGCACUGAACAAACCAUAAGACAUAGCCAGUCUUAAAUUAAACUUGAGUUAUUUUUCUUCUUGUUUUGCAUCUUACGUAUCUAUUUCCCAAAAUAUAAUUAACACUGUAAACCUAUGUUAGCAUAUAUCUUCAGAAAGGUCUUCUAACAUUCCAAAAUUCACAAGUUCUGCUUCAGUAUAAAUUAACACUGCAUAUUUGCCUAAGCAACAUCUUAAUGAAAACAAUGGACUUUUAUGUAAAAGUUGUAUUUACAUGGUUGUAAAAGGUCAACUUUAAAAACAGAAGAAAGUAGGGAGAACCCUCUGAAAAACUGGAGGUGAUGCUUUGCGUCUAUUCUAGAUUUGCACUAGCCCUUAAUAAGGACACAAAGUUACACCUAAAAAAUUGGGAAAAUAUUUACAGAGGUAGCUUAAUAUGAAAUAAAUGAAUAAUGCAGUGUAAAGUUUUUCAUUUGGAUUAAUUCUAGUUCUUACACAAAAAUAACUCAUGAGAAAUUGCCCUUUUCUACUUGACUUAGGUAUUUGUGUUCACUGGUUCAGGUUGAGAAAUAACACUAUAGUCUCUUUAACUGAAAUUGCUAAGGCCUGGGCACUUUCCAGAUUACCUGCUACAACAGUGUCACUAUGUUUUCUCCAAGUGUGCUUCCAUAUUGUCUGUGUUUUGACAUUGCAGUCCCUGCACUAUCAGAAAGGUGCCAUUCACAUUUCUGAUGCCUUAUUUCAGAUUUUAUUGCCACGUUACAGUCCUAUAGUGUUGCAUGUGUGUUGCAAAAAAAAAAAGAAGAAAGCUGUAUUUUCCUGUUGUAGGAGUUUUGUGCAAGCUAGAAAAGACUGCUCCCCCUGCUGGUGGCUUUGCGCAACAAACAGCUUCAACCCUUUAAAAAAAGUUUUGAACGCCAUCUGCCAAACCGAAGCAUUUUACCGCUGUUGUAGUAAGUAAUCUGGAAAGCGCCCUGCUCUGCAAAGUGUAGUCAACAAACUGAGUAUGUUCAGCAAGCUGUUGUACCUCAAAAUGAGUUCAUAUAAGCAUUACGGUCACAAGAACAAAUCAAUGUUUCAGCAAGCCAUAGAUGAGGCUGCAGUGUUUUUAACUUAAUUCAGUUCAAAGUGUGAUUAUAAAAUAAAUAAAUGUUAUAUGUUAAAUAAUUCUCCCAUUCAUAAACUUUCAAAAAGCUGGAGGAAGGGGAAUUUAUUUAAUGCAUAGUGCAGGUUCCUGAGCAAUUCUUUUAGUAUCACCACCACAGAAUUUUCCUUGGUACAUAGCGAGCAUGCCCUCGAAGUUCUGUCACUAUUGUUGCUACCCAGAUCCAACACACAGUUCACACACAUUUCUAUACUAUAACUGUAUUUUGUCUUGUCAUCUCUAUAAAUAACAUGUAUACAGUACAGAUUAGCAAAAGGAAGGAUCCAGUUUAACUGAACAAUGGCUUUUAGGAAAAAAAUAAGAAAGGGCUAUCCUGAGAGUAAGUUGGCAGAGCCAUAUAGUUUAACUCUGUACAGUUCAUACUCAUUUUUUUUAAUUGUCUUCACAGCAUAUAUUGUGGGUCUAUUGAUGUCAUAUAUAUGGCGUUUUUCUUUUCAAAAAGCAUGACUGGUUGGUCUGGUGCAAUAUCCUGAUUUUGUGGGGGUGACCAGACAUCCAUAAUGGCUGGAGUAGCUGGAAGCAGAUGCAACUUUCAAUUGCUCUUUUUGUGCUCCCUUAUAAUGGAGGUUUUGCCACAGGGAACAGGAGCUUGUUUAUCCCAACUCUUGAAUAGAAUGUCACAAAGAGGCACAAAAACCAGGAAGUAUCAUUACCUUGUUGUACCUGUACGUUUGAAUGUUUGAAGCCACCCCUUUGAUUCUUCCUUGUAUUGCAGCUUUAAAUUUCUAGAAUGCAUUCAGCAGACUGAAAGAGUAGUGCUAUAGGAAGCAUUUUGUAUGUCAGUACUCUCUUAAGAAGAAAGCAACAAGUCAAAGAUAUGAUAGAAAUAAAGAGUACCCAGUGAUAUACUCUUAACAUUGCUUUUCACUGCACAAAGAGCUGUUUUUCAAUUCAUUUGCUCAUCCAAACUCUAUAAUCAAGUUAACUGCCUUCAUGAUCCUUCCCCCAGCACUUGGAGUCUGAUGAUUCCUGCAGCAAACAGGGUGAUAUUUUAUUUUUAUUAUUAUUGAUUUUUGUUUGUGUGCGAAAUCUUACCACAAUAGCAUCUGGAACACAUUCGCCCAAUGUUCAGCCCAGCCUCUGUGCUUUCAUACACAGUUACUGGGUGCAAUUUCUUUUUCAAAGUAUAAGCCCAGGGUUGUGGAUGAAAACUUCGUACAAACCUCUCCCUGCUUGUCCAAGAGGGGAGAAUUAUAUGUACAAAACAGGGCUCCAUCCCAUAAGUACGAUAUUGGGAGCAGCUCAAUAAGCACUUUCAAGAUUGGACCAUAGAUGCUCCUUUUGAAAACAUGGUCAGUGAAGGCCCUAAUCCUGUAAAGACAGGCAAAUACAUAUAGUUCUGCACUAAGUAGUCCCAAUAAUUAAAAAAUAAAUGAAUAAUAGCAGGUGUCUACAUGUUUAUAGGAUUACUCUCUGGUAAAAGUUCCACGCUUCUUUGGUAAACAGUUUCCCCCCCUAUAUAAUCAUUAUACAAUUUGGGAUUUAUUGGGACUUGAUGUGAAUUGUGUUGAUUGUCGCAAAUUUCAAAUAUCAUUUUUCAAAGUUUAUUAGUCCUUAAACUGUGGGGUAUGUUUGCUUUCUUCUAUUUCUUACAUGAUAAUCUGUGCUCAUCUAGUUGGUAUCAUUACUGUUCAUAUUUUUAAUCAGCCACAAUUAUAUUUCUCCCAGUCAUGGAAAAAUAUGAAAAAAAUAAAUGGAUUAGCUCCAAGUGAUACAACUGAAACUUAUUAUGCUUAAGUUGUCCCAAAUGUUUGAAUAGUUACAGAUCAUGAAAUAAUGUGUUUGACAAAUCAGGACACUUAACUGCCAUUGUGUUAUUGCCAGAUUGAAAUAUGGAGGGGAAAAGGCAAUUCUAAGUGUUGUAGGUUGUGAUGCUAGAUUAAAACUAGGAAUGUUAAUACAUUUAAUCUGAAAGCUGUUUUUUGGAAAGUUAACAGGAAAAAUUCAAAAUUUGAUUGGAGUUUCUCUUAUCUUCACUAUCGCUUAAAUUAUAUUCUGUUUCAGAAACAGACGUGUUAAAAUCCCCACCACUAAAGCUGGUUUUUUGCACAUCUCCACAGUCAACACUCAACAUUAUACUGACCAAAAUACCCAUUUACCCCACACAAUUGUGUGCACUUAAGAAUGUGUAUACCAAAAUAUGUAUUUACAUUGAUAAAUAAUAUGCCUUAACGCCUCAGUAUGCACUUACUUUCAGGGACUGGAUCAUCCUCUUCCAGUCUGAGGAAAAUAGUCCAUAUUUCAUAACUUGCAGUGGAAGAGUUUGUUUUUGAAACUUCAUUCUUACCCCCCCCCCGCCUCCCCGAAAGGGCAUUCAACACUUUUAAAUAUUCUUUCACCAAGUAGACUGUGUCAGAAAUUCAAAGCCAUGAUGGAACUCUUAACAUGAGAUUCCAGGUGGGCAGAGUAACUUUUUUAAAGCAAAUUAUUAACGUUGCAAUCUAGAUCCAUUUGAAUCUAUUGGACUUUUGCCACUGAUUUUAUAGGUAGGGAGAUAGAUUGCAUCUGGGGACAAGUAUAACCUUAGAUGAAAUGUUCAUACUGUUAAUCUUUGCUGGUAGAUAAUCAUAUGGUGUAUAGCAGUCCUGCCCAGCUUGUGAUCCUCUGGGAUGAACAUAGCCCACCAACCAGUUAUGAGAGCACACAGGAAGCUGAAUAAACCUUCUGGCUUUACACCUUUUCAGAAAUGUACAAAUGCAGGGAGGGUUGUCAGACACUUGGUUGUCAGACACUAGCAUACAUAGCUUGUGGUAUUUGGCUUCUUGUUGUGGCAGGCCUGGUGUACACCAUAGUGGAAUAUAUCUGUACUUAUUAAGGGGAGUACUGUGAGUAUCAAAGUAAGGUACAUGUAUUGAGUUAUAUUUGUAAAGAGUUCUUUGGUGAUCACGCUGUACACACUUUGAAUGUGAUUCCUUCUUUUUUUCUUCCUUAAACAAGAAUUCUCUUCUUGGUCCUUCCUCUGUCCUUUCCAGCUACCAUAGUCCUUUCUCAUUUUAUCUCUGGUCCACAUUACUGUUACCUUCUUCCCUGUAUUGUUUUCACCUGACCCGUAUGCAGUGGUUCUGUUUCAGAACAAAUGAAUGCCUCCUUAAUGAUGAUCUGACCUGAAAUGUGGCUUGCAAGUUGUAGCAGGAAAAGUGAGUGACAGCAUUAGCCUCAUCAGAAGCAGAAGCCAAUGAAAAGGAGACUCGUAUGAGGGACGUAUGAUAGGAUUAUUCUUGUUUGAGGCAGAAACAUGUUUUUGAAUUUAUGUAUGUCCGAUUUCUAAAAUGUCUGUAGAGCCUAGUUGAUGGUUUUUAAAAAGGUGCUUCUUUCUAGAUGCUGGGGAUUAUGAUGUUUUUAAAUUUUAAAGCAGGCAACUAGUGUCCAUCACAUGUAUUUUAUAUGCAAACUUUUGAGCACACAUUUGGCCCACUUAGUGUAUCAUUUUUCUUGAGUUACAUCUCAAGCUACUGGUUUGAAAUCUGCCACCUGGGGGACUGAACACAGUGGCUAAACUGAGAGAACGAAAUUAAAGUAUAAACAUUACUUCCUUUUGAUAUGUUGAGAUCAGGGAGGAGAAAGGAGUGGACCAAUUCAUUCCAUCUUCUGUCUCUCCUGUAAAGGAUAUUUACUUUCUGAAGAGGUGUGCUAAGACAAGGAGCCUCAAACAUUUUUGCCCUCUAUAUUUCCUGAUCAUUUUUUCCCUGAGAUACUCUUAUUCUGUCCACUGAUCAAAUGUCUCAGUGGAGACCUCCCUGGGGGUCAAUGAGACAGCCCCAAUGAAAUGCCUCAAGCCUUUCCUUGUGUAAUUUCCCAUUUUGUCUCUAAGGCAAAGCAUUGUGAGACAGGGUCUCAUGUUGAUGCCAUUUACUGUGGCCAAAAUCCAAAUAUUCACUCAGCUUAUUCUGUCAGCCAUGUGCUAUUUAGUCCCGUGUUUCUCACACAUAUGCUCUCCUUAAAGCACAAAGCAACCCACUUUUGAAACUGCGGGGCAUUGCAAGAACCACUGGUGAUAGCAUGGGUUUUAAAGAAAUAAACUUUAAAAAACAUCAAAACACCUCGCACUAGGUGAGAGAGUGUAAAAUUGUUCUCUGGAACCCAAAGCUGUGAGACAAACGAGAUGUGAUGUUGAAGUUCUGUGAUUGGAACUCCAAACAUCUUUUUCUUUUUCAAAAGCAGCACUGGAGAAGCAAUUUAGACCAGGGCCCUUGUGUAGGAAAGGGAGAGAAAUUAACCCUUUGCCCACAUACUGAUCUCCCAAUUUAAAUCAUCCUCCCAAAACUGCGGUCUGUUAUCUAUGUCAGUUAAAAGUUCUAUGCCCAUAUUUUUCCCCAUCCAUUGCUAAUAGCUUUGGGAAAGGCUAAUUUUGAUCGAGGUUGCAAAAGACUUGGAAUCAUCCUUGCCACUCAUGCCAUAGCCCUGAUCCAACGGGUCCUCCUUGAGCUGUGUUACAUAGAGGCCGAAUUGCAAGAAGACAUAAGAUGGUUGUGGUGGCUUACAGACUCAUAACAGGGUCUUCACACCCCAGUGAAGACACAAGUAAGACUUCAGCACUAUGAUGCUAGGAAGAUACAGUAAGCUCAUGUGAAAAUAUCUUCCCAUCACCAUGGUCUUUAAAAUAAUCUGUGUGGAAUUUCUCUUAUAGCAUAGGGGCCUACUGUUCAAAUCAACAAACUUGCAGAUCUAUGAGGAAGCACAACAUUUUACACCUUCCAAAGCUAUAAAUAAAUACAAUGAGCUGCCGUGUGUACUGUGGUAGCAUGAUAGCAAAUAUUUAUAAUUGACUAAAAGGUUGACUUUGUGUUUAUUGCUUCCAUAUAUCCAGCUGAGAAGUGUAAAAGUCUGUAUACAAAAGAAUACUUCAUUUUCAGUUUGAUUCGUUUAAGUCUAUUCAUUAUUACACAUGAAUAAAAGCAUUAAAUGCACUUUAA